GAACAGCCUAUAUCGUGUGGAGGCUAAUUUUAGCGCCUGUUUUGCGCUCUUUUGGAGAUGCACUCGCAGAGAAAAGCAAACGUUGCGUGAAGUGGACUCAGAGGAGGUCUGACCUUCGCCUUACACGCUAUCAAUAUUUCAAGGUGAUUGCUCACCAUCGCAAGCGAGUGUGUGAAUAGUUCCAAGUUCUGCCCUCGGCGCUGAAGGAGAAGUGGACAACGAAGAACCGAGGUGUUCGCCUUCUUCACUCUAGACACCCAGGCGAGGAAGAACCUGAAAGCUGUCCUUCUGUUCGGCUAGUUUCCGUCCGCUGAGCCAGCGCAUUUCUUGUGUGCAUGUGUGCACACCAGCCCGAGAAGGGAAGAAAGAAUGCGUGUCGGCUGGACGGCUGGGGUGCUGGUAGUGCUCCUGGCUAGCUGGGUACGCGGCAUACAUGGAGAGGGCACAGUGUUUGUCCACCUGCAUCGGUUCUCAAUAUCGCAAGGAUGUCCCGACUACACAGUCAAGGGAGUUCACCACACUGACGCCUGUGAGGUCUAUCUCCGAGUCUGUCUCCAACCAAAUGACAAGGCAUCAACAGCACUCUGCCCUAUGAGCAGCUAUGCGACCCAGAGGUUUCCAGGCGUGGGCGGCCAGAAUGACCUCACACUGUCCACAGCGCAGCCAGCUAAACUUGCCUUCUCCGGAUCUGCACAGAACUAUUCCGUAUUAGUGGAGGCUUGGGGACAGGAGGAGAUUCCGCAGUCCAGGUUUCAGAUCCUGGCCACAUUCGUUGCUCCCAUUGAUCCAUCCAGCGGUGAAUGGUCGGAGAAUGUUGCGUUCCUCGACCGGUUUCCUGCUACCCUUUCUCUUCAGUGGCAGGUGACUUGCUCAGCUGGAUAUCUCCCUGUGGGGACAUGCUCGAGGCAGUGCCAGUCAUCCAGCUGUGUAGUCUGCCUGGAGAAUGGUCAGCAAGCGUGUCGUCUUGGCUGUGAACCAGAGACCUGCAUUGAUCAGGGAAUGGCGCCUGAUUCGUUGCCGCUGUGGAGUGCGUGGGGAGAGUGGUCGCACUGUACUGCAUCGUGCGGCCAAGGACGCAAGCUGAGACUGCGAGAGUGCAUGAACAACCAUUCGCAGUCCCAGUUACCGCCACCACACCUAGUGACGACGGCAACAGAGGCGGCCACAGUUCCAGCAUCGCCGGUUGGAGAUCAUCAGCUCAUGCAGUGUACUGGUGUUGGGGAGCAGCAGCAGGCAUGCCACACAGGUAUCGAGUGUCCCGAAGUGUGUGGCGCAGAACCCUGUCAGAACGGUGGGCAAUGCCGACGGUUGACCGUGCAGCUGGACAGACAGAGCACGCUUGCACAGUACCAGUGCGUGUGCCGAGACACCUACGUGGGCCAGUACUGCGACCGGGUGAUUGAGCGGUCGGGACUGCAGGCUGACGAUAAUCUUGCGGUGACAGUGGCGAUCUUCCUCUCGGUUGUCGUCGCCCUCUUCAUGCUAGUGGGUGCACUGUGCUGCUGUUGUCGGCGCUGUAAAGGCACACCUUCCUCCUCCGGUGCUGGCCGUAGCGGCAAGAAGCAACCAGGCGGCACAGAGCUGGGAGCAGAGUCUACCACUAGCACCAUGGAUAGCUUCAAGAGCAAUGGGGACAGUCUGAAAUCGAACGGCAGCGGUGCUAAAGCCGGCGGUCGCCUGAAGAACAUUCGACUUUCGAUUGUGCACCCGCACUUUGGCCCACGGCGCAGCUGGAGCCGACGCGGUUCCAAAUUGGCGGUUCCGGAAGCAGCUGCAAGUCCAUCACGCACCUCACUCGACUCUGACACGUUUCAAACGCCCACAGGCACCUUGUGUGCUGACCCAUCAGCUCGUCUCAAGGCCAUUGCGGAGACGAGCGAAAAUCCCAGCAACGGCAAGACGGCUUCUCAAAUACCUGCCGUCACUCCGCAAGGUGAUGCUGAUAAUCUGCUAUCUACUCUGACACGUCGACGGCAGCAAGACCAAGCGCCCAGCGAGAACAUCUACCAACCGCCGUCUACGCCCUUGGGAAACCCUGCCCCGAUCCGAGGGUCAGUUGUAUCUUACGCUAGUCGACAGUAUGCGGAAAUACCAGACGGAGAUGUAUAUGAAGACGUAGAAGUACCCGUAACUCCAGCCCAACGCAACUCAUUCAGGAACCACCCUCGACGUGGUGGCUUUGCUGCUCGCUUUGGCCAAUGCGUCGGUGCUGGAAUGUCACGUGGGGAUUCCCCUCGAGGCGCCCCACCAGCUUUGCCCACUCAAUUCGGACCGGACGCUGUCCACACGGAGAAUGGCUUCACAUCCGUGGGUACGCCAUCGCCGACUGAUGCUCGACCAAUGGCCAUGACACCGACUGACGCUAGACCAACGGCAUUGACGCAUGGUCGUCUUGCUUACGAGGAGCCAGUGGAGAAUAUGAGCGCAUCCGCUGCUUUGAAUCGCCGGCCGAGCGAGACUGCUUCCGCAUCGGGAUCCAGAAACUCCGGUGGAACCUGGUGGUCGAAGCGUUUAUCGGGUUCCUCCAGCUCUCAACCGUGGGGCAAGUUGCGAUCAGGGCGCUCCCAGCAACAUUGCCCCGAGAGCAACGGUGGCUCAGCUUCCGUCGGCGGUUCGGAGAAGGCGGCUGAAAAUCCGCUGUACAACCUGAAUUCUGGAAGUUGAACAGUGUACGCCGUUGCACUCUAAUAAUUAAUAGUAACAGUGACACUACUAGUAGUGCAGGUCGGCCAACUCCAUGGUGUAACAUUACAACGUCAAUGUGCUGACAUCAUGCUAAGCAGGUUAUGACAAAACGCUGUGCACUGUUCUAGUCAAUGAUAUCAUCAUAGUUAUGCAUGUCCCCUCAGGAAAAGAAAACAUCGGUACCAACGUCAAAUGACAUGACCCACAGACACGCAUGCAUGCCGCAUACACAUACGCGUGCACAAACACAAGCACACACACACACACAAUAUGCUAUCAAAACAAUGCCCCCCCCCCCUCCCACACACAGACGUACACACAGGCUAUUUCAAACAGGAUGUGACCUUGAGCCGUAACAACAAUUAUGCCCGAAAUAUGACUACCCACCAUACAUUUUUAUCUUAUAUCUAUAAAAUUAUAUAAUAAUCUAUAUAUGUGCGUGACACACACGUACGCACACACGGACACUUCUGUUUGCACGCGAGCAAGAAACA
Messenger RNA from Sycon ciliatum, 3179 nucleotides. RefSeq lists its product as uncharacterized. The record is from RefSeq and is a predicted model, not a curated record. The transcript is spliced from 9 exons. NCBI's taxonomy places the organism in Eukaryota, Metazoa, Porifera, Calcarea, Leucosolenida, Sycettidae. The coding region runs from base 370 to 2664 and encodes 764 amino acids.